Messenger RNA from Myxocyprinus asiaticus (Chinese sucker), 4549 nucleotides. RefSeq names its product phosphoribosylformylglycinamidine synthase (gene pfas). Gene Ontology annotation, biological process: 'de novo' IMP biosynthetic process. Gene Ontology annotation, molecular function: phosphoribosylformylglycinamidine synthase activity. The record is from RefSeq and is a predicted model, not a curated record. The coding region runs from base 136 to 4080 and encodes 1314 amino acids. Lineage: Eukaryota; Metazoa; Chordata; Actinopteri; Cypriniformes; Catostomidae. The transcript is spliced from 29 exons.
GGCGGAAGGUUCGUGUUUUCCACACUGACACACGUGGAUCUGUUAGCAGUCUGCAGUGGUCAACAAUUAUUACACAGAAGGCUUUCUAUCAGCUGACAAGUCUACGAGCGGACUACUCAAGCAACUGCUAAGGUCAUGACUGUGGUGCGGUUCUACAGGAGAGAGGAGUCAGGGGACAGUCGACUCAUACGAAGAAUUGCACAACUCUAUCCUGAGGUCACCAUAACCACUGAGCUUUGCUACAAUGUAGAGCUUGAUGGACAUGAGUCUUUAAGUGUGGAGCAGAAAAAUGUUUUGCGCUGGUUGUUCAGCCCCCCUUAUUCUGUCGGUCUGUCAGAGGACCCCAUUGUCAAAUUAGUGGAGGUUGCGAGACUGGUGGAGAUUGGACCCAGGUUGAAUUUCUCUACCGCAUGGUCCACCAAUGCUGUGUCCAUCUGCCGGAGUGCAGGCCUGAGCCAGGUGACCAGAGUGGAGCUCUCACGCAGGCAUCUCAUUCAGCCCAAGCAAGGACAUAAUGGUGUAAAGAAGGACGGAGAGAUGGAGAGACUGGUUUCCUGCCUGUACGACAGCAUGACAGAGUGUGUUUACUCCCAACCAAUCACGUCGUUCGCUGUUGAUAUUCAGCCACAGGAAGUGUUUGAGGUGGACAUUCUAGGAAAAGGUCGUGCUGCCUUGGAGAUGGCCAAUGAUGAACUUGGGUUGGCAUUUGACUCUUGGGAUCUGGACUACUACACUGCACUCUUCCAGAGGGUGAAGAGGAAUCCCACUAGUGUCGAAUGCUUUGAUCUGGCCCAGUCCAACAGUGAGCACAGUCGCCAUUGGUUUUUCCGAGGGCGAAUGAUCAUUGAUGGAGAAGAGCAGAAGGAGAAUCUCUUCAGCCUAAUUAUGGGCACUCAGCACCAUAGCAACCAGAACAAUGUCAUCAAAUUCUGUGACAACAGCAGUGGUAUUAAAGGCAUUGAGCUGAUGUGUAUGUUCCCCACAAACCCUGCGCAAGCCAGUCAAUAUGAAAGCCGACGGACAACCAGACAUGUCAUUUUCACCGCUGAGACACACAACUUUCCCACUGGUGUUGCUCCAUUCAGCGGCGCCACAACAGGUACUGGCGGGCGAAUUAGAGAUGUGCAGAGUGCCGGUAAGGGUGGUCAUGUGAUCGCAGGGACUGCCGGGUACUGCUUUGGUAACCUACACAUCCCAGGAUUUCUGCUCCCCUGGGAGGAAGAAGGGUGGGAGUACCCAUCCAGCUUUGCUUCUUCACUCCAGGUGGCCAUAGAGGCCAGCGAUGGAGCUUCUGAUUACGGGAAUAAAUUUGGGGAGCCAGUCCUAGCAGGCUUUGCACGUUCCUUUGGAAUGCGAUUGGCUAAUGGUGAACGACGGGAGUGGAUUAAGCCAAUCAUGUUUAGUGGUGGGUUGGGCUCUAUCGAAGACCAGCAUGUGAAAAAAGAGCAAGCAGAGCAAGGUAUGGAGGUGGUGAAAAUUGGAGGCCCAGUUUACAGGAUUGGUGUUGGUGGAGGAGCAGCCUCCUCCAUACAGGUACAAGGUGAUAACUCCAGUAGCAGAGAUCUAGGAGCAGUUCAGAGAGGAGAUGCUGAAAUGGAGCAGAAGAUGAAUCGGGCUCUCAGGGCCUGCCUGGAGAAAGUGGAAGGAAACCCCAUAUGCAGCAUCCAUGACCAGGGUGCUGGGGGCAAUGGUAACGUGCUAAAGGAGCUGAGUGAGCCUGCAGGUGCAGUUAUCUACACCAGCAGGUUUAAGACAGGUGACCCCACCCUUAGUGUUUUGGAGCUGUGGGGGGCGGAGUAUCAGGAGAGUAAUGCUUUGUUGCUCCGCCCCUCUGACCGGAGCUUCCUAGAGAAGGUGUGUCAGAGGGAGAAAUGCCCUGUCGACUUUGUGGGCAAAAUCACUGGUGAUGGUAAGAUUGUGCUGGUGGAUGACCAAGAUAAACAGGCCAAUGGGCUUGAUGGUGGGCGGAGACCUGUGGAUCUGGAGCUGGAUUGGGUGUUGGGGAAGAUGCCACAAAAGGAGUUUGUGCUGGAACGCAUGGCUGUCUCUCUUCAGCCACUCUCUCUCCCUGCGGGUCUAUCUGUGCUUCCAGCUUUGGAGAGAGUUCUCCGGCUGCCUGCAGUUGCCAGCAAACGCUACCUUACUAAUAAGGUUGAUCGAUCUGUGACCGGUCUGGUUGCUCAGCAACAGUGUGUGGGUCCUCUUCACACACCGCUGGCAGAUGUAGCUGUUGUUGCCCUCUCCCCGUUCAGCCUCCAGGGUGCAGCCACAGCAAUAGGCGAGCAGCCAAUCAAAGGCCUGGUGUCAGCUGCUGCUGGGGCUCGCAUGGCUGUGGGAGAAGCCCUCACUAACUUGAUGUUUGCAAGAGUGACUGCUCUCAAGGAUGUGAAGUGCAGUGGUAACUGGAUGUGGGCUGCUAAGCUCCCAGGAGAGGGGGCGUGCCUGUGGGAGGCAUGUCAGGCAAUGUGUGAGGUCAUGGGCCAGUUGGGUGUGGCCGUGGAUGGGGGAAAGGAUUCUCUUAGCAUGGCUGCACGUGUCAGCGGAGAAACUGUUAAAGCUCCAGGCUCUCUGGUUAUCUCUGUGUAUGCUGUGUGUCCUGACAUCACAGCCACCGUGACCCCUGAUUUGGACAACCCUGAUGGCAGAGGUGUGCUUCUGUAUGUACCUGUGAGCUCAGGUAAAUACAGACUGGGUGGCUCUGCGAUAGCUCAGUGUUAUGGGCAACUUGGAGACUGCAGUCCAGAUCUGGAUCAGCCAGACAAGCUCUCUGCCUGUUUCAACACUACACAGGCACUGAUUCAGGAACGACUGCUGACUGCCGGACAUGAUGUCAGUGAUGGAGGGCUUAUUUCCUGUCUGCUGGAGAUGGCCUUUGCAGGCAAUCAUGGGAUUGAGGUAGACUUGCCUUUAGUAGGCGUUGAAGUGAUGGAAGCUCUGUUUUCAGAGGAGCUUGGCCUGGUUUUAGAAGUGUGUGAGAGUAAUGCAGUGAAUGUCUGUCAGAGGUACACAGAUGCUGGUCUCGUCUGUCACAGGAUUGGCACAACCUCUAGUUUUGGACCUGAAGCUAGGGUCAGAGUGAGUUUGUGUGGACAAGAAGUGCUGAAUGAGCGUCUACCCACACUUCGGGCGAUAUGGGAAAGCACAAGCUUCCAGCUGGAGCGACUGCAGGCCAAUCCGUUCUGUGUCCAACAAGAGGAAGAAGGGCUUACUUCUCGCACACAGCCUUACCUCAAACUUACCUUUGACCCUUCCCAAACACCAGUCGUUAAGGAACUUGCUUCAGGAAAACCUCGUGUUGCGGUAGUGAGAGAGGAAGGCAGCAAUGGAGACAGAGAGAUGUCUGCUUCUCUCUUCAUGGCUGGAUUUGAGGUGUGGGAUGUCACAAUGCAGGACCUGUGUUCAGGCCCCACGACCCUUGACCCCUUUCGAGCUGUGGUGUUUGUAGGUGGAUUCAGCUAUGCAGAUGUGCUGGGGUCAGCUAAAGGGUGGGCUGCCACGGUGACCUUUAACCCCAGGGCUCGAGAGGAGUUUGAGCGUUUCCGUAAUCGUGGUGACACGCUGAGUCUGGGAGUGUGUAACGGAUGCCAGCUCCUUGCUUUGCUGGGCUGGGUGGGGGGAGGAGAGGAUGGAGGUUCUGAUGUUACUCUGACCCAUAAUAAGUCGGGUCGGUUUGAGUCGAGGUUUGUGAGCGUAAGCAUCCUGCCCUCACCAGCCAUCAUGCUCAGGGGAAUGGAGGGUUCUGCUCUGGGUGUUUGGGUUGCUCAUGGAGAAGGUCUGAUGCAGUUCCGUUCUCCUAAAGCUCAGCAGAAACUGAUCAGCGCCUCUUUGGCUCCUCUGCGUUAUGUGGAUGACUCGGGAGCCCCUACUGAAAUCUAUCCCAUGAACCCCAACGGUUCUACACAAGGUGUGGCAGGCAUCUGCUCAGCAGAUGGGCGGCACCUGGCCAUGAUGCCCCAUCCGGAGCGGGCCGUGCUGGGCUGGCAAUGGGCUUGGGCACCUCACCACCUCAGGGGAUCACUGGAGCCCUCACCAUGGCUUAGUAUGUUCCGUAAUGCCGCAGCGUGGUGUCAGAGUUCAUAGAAAGUGGUAGGCGGAGACACUGAAUGCUAUUUGUACGUUCAUAAUGUAAUUUGAAUUAACUAUAGAAACACUAUUUUGUGAAAGGACUAACCAAAUAGCCAAACUUGCCAUCUCAUUAAAAAAACUUAACUUGGAGAAUAGUGAAAGUACUCUGGAUCUUCUUGGACUGGCAAGUGGAGAUCUAACACUCAUCUUUAUUUUUGUUUUAUACAGUCCUUGUUGUUAUGUAUGUAGUAGAAUUUAAUUAACAUAUUUCCUGCUGGAAAAAUCCACACAAAAAUAAAUCCUAAAUUUAUAAUGGGCUUCUUAAGUUUCACUAUGGAAUUUUAAUUUGCCAAUUUAAAAUAUCAUGAUUUUUUUGUAGCUCUGUUUCUCUACUCCAAAUUUACAUUCCAGAAAUUAUGAACAUUCCAUGGAAAUGGUUUACUGAUAAAACACUACAAUGCAUUUAAUAAACAAAUGAAAUAUU